UGAGGCUAGAAGAUUUUAUCCUCACAAGUAUGUCACAGAAGUGGUUUCAGAAGCAGGGUUCAAAAGUGUGCUACGUUCAGAGUGUAGGCUCAGGAGUGCGCUGUGUACAGAGUUCAGGGCUCAAGGAGUGUGCUACGUACAGAGUUGGGGCUCAGAAGUGUGCUACUUACACAGUGCAGGGCUCAGAAGUGUGCUACUUACACAGUGCAGGGCUCAGGAGUGGGCUAUGUACACAGUGCAGGGCUCAGGAAGUGGGCUAUGUACACAGUGCAGGGCUCAGGAGUGGGCUAUGUACACAGUGCAGGGCUCAGGAGUGGGCUAUGUACACAGUGCAGGGCUCAGGAGUGUACUAUGUACAGAGUUCAGGGUCAGGAGUGUGCUACAUACAGAGUUGG
This is a messenger RNA of Staurois parvus, 395 nucleotides long. The record is from the annotation of a GenBank genome assembly. Lineage: Eukaryota; Metazoa; Chordata; Amphibia; Anura; Ranidae.